Messenger RNA from Ruditapes philippinarum (Manila clam), 730 nucleotides. RefSeq lists its product as uncharacterized. Lineage: Eukaryota; Metazoa; Mollusca; Bivalvia; Venerida; Veneridae. The transcript is spliced from 4 exons. The record is from RefSeq and is a predicted model, not a curated record. Bases 79 to 567 code for a protein of 162 amino acids.
AUAUUGUUUUGUAAUACUUGUUUGUUAAACGUGUAUCAUAAUUGACUUUUGUUUUCAUACGAGAAUUUAUUUCGAAUAAUGUAUAACAAACUUAUUUUAAACGAAUUUACGAUUUUUAUUUUACAGAUUUACAAUAUUGAAGCCGAGGCAAAUGGUCAUUUUAUAAAAAUACCUGAUGAUCAAGUCACUAUCAAAAUUGGUUACUACGAUUUUAUAAAAAAUCAAAAUGGAACUGUCUCAAAAGUUAACGUUAGAGGAUGGUACAAUUUUGAGCCAAGCCUUGGAUUAACUAAGUUUACAAACACAGAGAACAUUACAGAAUACGAAUACGAUCUUACCAAAGAUUUGGACAGAAUGAAUCUCUCAACUGUUCUUCAUAGGAUGCUAAAGCUGGAUGUCAACUUUGCACUACAUUCAAUAAGAGUUGAUUGGGACAGCCAAAAUACUAGAUGCCUCCGUAUUAAUGGAACCGUUUCGUUUAACAACCUCAACAAUAACGGACAGGUAGUCAUCAAAUUAACAACUCUCACGUAUCCUGUCACGUGUGACUUUUCUACCAAUGGUUAGUUAAUUGUGGAAUAUGUUUUCUGUUGUACUGAAUGUGGUAUGUAUGGCUAUACUAAUUUUGACAGAGGCAAACAACACAUAGAAAGGACACUAUUAAUUUAGUACACCAAAGACGUUUUCGACUGAAACAAUUUAGACUAAAAAGUAUCAAAUGAUUUGCAAA